Molecule: messenger RNA, 765 nt
Organism: Lolium rigidum
Lineage: Eukaryota; Viridiplantae; Streptophyta; Magnoliopsida; Poales; Poaceae
Exons: 2
Coding region: 121-765 (214 amino acids)
Source: RefSeq, a predicted model, not a curated record
CCUUCUCUCUUACACACUCUCUCUCAAGAACAAGCCACCGAUCAGGCUAGCACUAAAGCACUAGGAAGAACCUAGCACAAAUUGCUCCAUCCUGGUGUGAGCAAUUAAACAAGAGGAGGCAUGGCAUCAUCUUCAGACCAAGCAACUAAUGUCUCUAAUAUUGCUGGAAUGCUAAAUGGCAUCGAACAGCUAAAUGGCAGCAAUUAUGUCACGUGGAAGGAGAAGCUUGAGAUCACUAUGGCCUUACUCAAUAUUGAUUAUGCUCUCCUUAAUGAUCCUCCUGAGGUGCCUAAAGAAAAUAAUGAAAAUUAUGAAGCCCUCAAGAAGGAAUAUGACAUUAUUAAGGCUAAGUGGGAUGACUCUAAUCGCAAGUGCCUUAUGAUGAUAAAGGGCUCCAUUACACAGAGUAUGAGGGGAGCCCUUCCUGAUUGUGAGACAGCAAAAGGGUACUUUGCAAAAAUUGAGCAUCAAUUUAAAGGGUCUUCUAAAGUUUAUGCAACAAGUCUUAUCAGAAGGCUAAUUGAUGAAAAAUAUGAUCCCACUGGAAGUCUUCGAGAGCAUAUUAUGAAAAAGUGCAACAUGGCCGCCAAACUAAAGUCAAUGGAGAUGGAAAUCUCUAAUGGUUUCCUCGUCCAUUUUAUUAUGUCAUCUUUGCCUCCCCAAUUUGAUCCAUUUAUGAUCAACUAUAAUGCGAUGGAUGUUAAAUGGGAGAUUGAUGAAAUGAUGGCGCGAUGUGUGCAAGAAGAAGAAAGGCUUAAAGGCUGA